UAAUGCAACUACUUUUGAGUUGAUUUUCCGUUUAGUGACGAGAUUCAGACCUUGACUACUAAUAAGGAAUUACUUGUAUUUUUUCCCCCCUGGUGAAUAAGGGGUGUGCCCGUGACUUUAAGAGUAUACCAGAUCACGACAUUGGCCUACUCAACGUCCCUCCCUCGAGGAUUAAUCUUUCAGUAUACUUCAAGACGCUCCGAAUAAUUAAUUACGGACAUCAUGCGAUCAACAUACGUAGCCGGAGCCUUGGUGUCGUUUCUUGGGCCAUUAGCAACUGGCGGACCUACUGACACCGACGAGUCAGGUAUGAUCAAAUUGAUGGUGGUAGGCGAUUCCUUGUCACAUGGCUUUGAAGGAGACCAUACGUGGAGGUAUCGACUAUGGGAGUGGCUUCGCGACCAAGAGAUCAACGCAACGUUCGUUGGGCGUCAUACUGGGACAUUUCCUCAAGUCGAAGGACAGGGGCCAAUAUGCCAGAACAAGACACUUUUGAAGCAAAUCAGCGAUGCAAGUUUCAGAUACCCAGUUCAAGAUGCAGGAUACGCCGAGGAUAUAACACACGACUGGCCCAACGCACACUCAUCAAUGUAUGGCCGACAAGCCUCCCGGUUAAAUCUCAAGAAUAUGACGGCAGACUUCGAUCCCGACUACAUCAUCAUACAACUGGGCAUCAACGACUUAAUUCAUAAUCUCAGCCCGCAUACGGUACGGGCCCACCUGGGACGACUUGUCGACGAAGCAAGAGCUGUCAAGUCUGACGUGAGAUUUGUUAUCGCCACAAUGCCAGGAAUCAAAACUCUUCUUGGAAUACCAUUUUCCUUCGAUGAUCGAUCGGAAAAGUUGAGCGAGAUGAUCGAGCACGCAAUCAGAGAGUGGGAUAUCGCAGAAUCGCCCGUUGCCCUCGUGCGCCUUAGAGCGACCUAUGAUUGCGAUCCUGACAGAUGUCCCGUGGGCUGGGACGGCAGAAAUCCAGCUGAACUAGGCGAAUAUCAGAUCGCUAGCGCAUUCAGCCAAACACUGCACGAAAGGUUUGGAUUCGGGAGAGUUCCGCUUAAAGUACCCGCAGAAGCGGUUGUAUCUGAACGACGUGUUUCAACGCCGAAAAACUUCAUGAUUGAACGAGUUCCAUGGGGUCUCAAGCUUACAUGGGACAAGGUCAGCAGCGCCUAUAGAUAUGAUGUCGCUGCAAGAAAAGCGAAUACGACGGAAUGGCAGAUGGUGCUUUCGGGUAACGGGUACGAGUAUGGCGCAAGACGCUAUGAUGUCUUAGAUGUGGAGACUGGCGAGGAAUGGGAGUUCAAGGUCCGGGCGAACAAUGGAGAGGUGAAUGGGACUGAACGUUUCUCAGAUUGGACGCCGAUCAAAUCAGAGACUACAAAUAUCACCACAGACAUGUGUAAGCAAGGUUUGCGACCAAAUGGCGUGAACAGAACCCACCGGCAUCAAGUUGAUCGCCCUCCAUUUCUCUCGUAUGUAGCUCUCUUCAUCUGCGUUGCGACAAUCUAUGAGCUCGGCCGUAGAUACCUCUUACACCCAUGGCGGGCGACCUCAAGCGCUUAUAUGCCGAUACGUUGAUUGGCGGUGGAGAAUGAAUGCCUGUAAAAUAUCCCAUCUUCAAGAACGAAGGGAAUAUGCAGUUUAACUUGCUACAUUGGAAAGACCAUGAGAACGAUAGACAGAUGGCUUAAAUCGCUAAAUCAGCACUUGAUUUCGCAUGAUUAAGCCAAAAUUCUUUGAACA
Molecule: messenger RNA, 1743 nt
Organism: Truncatella angustata
Lineage: Eukaryota; Fungi; Ascomycota; Sordariomycetes; Amphisphaeriales; Sporocadaceae
Product: SGNH hydrolase-type esterase domain-containing protein
Exons: 1
Coding region: 223-1578 (451 amino acids)
Molecular function (GO): protein binding
Source: RefSeq, a predicted model, not a curated record